AUGGACACAUCUCUGGUGUUUUCAGUGCGGAGGCGCGAGGCAGAGCUGAUAGCUCCGGCGCAGGCGACUCCUCGCGAAGUGAAGCUACUGUCAGACAUAGAUGACCAAGAUGGGUUAAGGUUUCAGAUUCCGGUGAUCCAGUUCUACCGGUAUGAUCCAUCGCAAGCGGGGAGAGACCCUGUUGGGGCUAUCAGAGAGGCUUUGGCCAAAACGCUUGUGUUUUACUAUCCCUUUGCAGGUAGGCUGAGGGAAGGGCCUGGUCGGAAACUCGUGGUGGAUUGCACAGGGGAAGGUGUUCUUUUCAUUGAAGCUGAUGCAGAUGUCACGCUCAAGCAGUUCGGUCACUCUCUUCAACCUCCUUUCCCCUGCUGGGAGAAUCUUCUUUACGAUGUUCCUGCCUCUCAAGGAGUUCUUCACACUCCCCUCCUCCUCGUACAGGUGACGCGGCUGAAGUGUGGGGGUUUCAUAUUUGCACUUCGUCUGAACCACACGAUGAGCGACGCAGCGGGUCUGGUCCAGUUCAUGAAUGCGGUGGGCGAGAUAGCCCGAGGGAGGAAGGAGCCGUCAGUCCCGCCGGUGUGGCGGAGAGAGCUUCUCAACGCGCGGGACCCACCACGAGUCACGUGCACCCACCGAGAGUAUGAUGACGUCCCCGACACCAAAGGGACCAUCAUCCCCUUGGACGACAUGGCGCACCGCUCCUUCUUCUUCGGCCCCACCGAGUUCUCGGCCAUCCGCCGCCUUCUCCCCCCUCACCAAAAAAAAUGCUCCAACUUCGAAGUCCUUACCGCAUGCCUCUGGCGCUGCCGCACCCUGGCGCUGCAACCCGACAGAGACGAGGAGGUUCGCAUUAUCUGCAUAGUGAACGCACGCGCCAAGUUCAACCCUCCUCUACCAGAAGGAUACUACGGCAACGCUUUUGCGUUUUCCGUGGCGGUUACAACUGCGGGGAAGUUAUGCGAGAAUCCAUUGGGAUAUGGUUUGGAGUUGGUGAGGAAGGCGAAGGCUGAUGUGAACGAGGAGUACAUGCACUCGGUGGCAGAUUUGAUGGUUACGAAAGGACGCCCUCACUUCACGGUGGUGAGGUCGUAUCUGGUGUCGGAUGUUACACGUGCGGGGUUCGGUGACGUUGACUUUGGGUGGGGGAAAGCUUUUUAUGGGGGACCGGCGAAGGGAGGUGUUGGAGCCAUUCCUGGUGUGGCAAGCUUUUACAUACCCUUCACUGAUGUUAAUGGAGAAGAAGGGUUGGUUAUGCCCGUUUGUUUACCCUCUGAGGCCAUGCAGAGGUUUCGGAUGGAGUUGGACUCUGUCCUUAACAACCAAACCCAGCCUACUUCAAACUCCAAGUUCAUUGUUUCUUCCUUAUAG
Molecule: messenger RNA, 1368 nt
Organism: Sphenostylis stenocarpa
Lineage: Eukaryota; Viridiplantae; Streptophyta; Magnoliopsida; Fabales; Fabaceae
Source: the annotation of a GenBank genome assembly